AUGGCUACUGAAGUGUCCAAUCUGAGCGAGGAGCAGAUUGACACGCUCCUCCGAGAGGCGGAAGAGCGGUUGGCUUCUAAAUCUGCCGGUUCAACUCGACGGCCAGGCCAGAAGAUCACUGCGCAACUGCUGGCGAAAACGCCCGCGGGCAGCAUCACUCCCGAGGCCACCAAAGACGUCAAGCCAACCAAGACUGACGACGUGGCCGUUCGUGUGCCUGAGCCCAAGAAGAAGAAAGAGAAGGAUGCCGCGGACGACGCCGGUCCAGACUGGUUUGGUCUUCCCAAAACUAUACUCACUCCGGAAACCAAGAGAGACUUUCAGGUUCUCCGUAUGCGUGGUGUCAUAGAUACGAAGCACCAUUUCCGUAAAGACACGCGCAGAGAUAUGUUCCCAAAAUUCUCUGCCUUUGGUACCAUUGUCGAGGGCUCCAUGGAAGGCAAGGGAGCUCGUCUGACACGGAAAGAAAGGAAGCAAACCAUCAGUCAAGAAGUGUUGGCUUCACAUACGUCCAAGGACAGCUUCAGGAAACGGUACGACAAGAUCCAGGAGCGGAAACAAAGUGGCAAGAAAGCUUUCUACAAGAAGCUGGUCGGUCAGCGUCGGCGCCGCCCUUGA
Grosmannia clavigera kw1407 is the source of this 618-nucleotide messenger RNA. RefSeq names its product nucleolus protein required for cell. The transcript is spliced from 2 exons. Gene Ontology annotation, molecular function: RNA binding. Gene Ontology annotation, biological process: RNA processing. The record is from RefSeq and is a predicted model, not a curated record. Bases 1 to 618 code for a protein of 205 amino acids. NCBI's taxonomy places the organism in Eukaryota, Fungi, Ascomycota, Sordariomycetes, Ophiostomatales, Ophiostomataceae. Gene Ontology annotation, cellular component: nucleolus.